Aphidius gifuensis is the source of this 4591-nucleotide messenger RNA. It is a transcript of the gene smg, whose product is annotated as protein Smaug homolog 1-like. The record is from RefSeq and is a predicted model, not a curated record. The coding region runs from base 520 to 2430 and encodes 636 amino acids. The transcript has 6 exons. Gene Ontology annotation, cellular component: P-body. Gene Ontology annotation, molecular function: mRNA binding; translation repressor activity; protein binding. Lineage: Eukaryota; Metazoa; Arthropoda; Insecta; Hymenoptera; Braconidae. Gene Ontology annotation, biological process: nuclear-transcribed mRNA poly(A) tail shortening; negative regulation of translation.
GAGUCAUUUGGAAAUUCGAGACGUUGACAGAAGACUCCCGCAACUUUGACGAUAACUCCAAAAAAAAAAAAAAAGAAAAAGAAAAAAAAAAAGUUUUUAAAAAUUAUUUAAACAAAUUACAUUAUAAAUAUUAUUAAUAAUUAUUAUUUUUUAUAUUUUUAUUUUUCCAUUAUUAUAACCGUUAUUUUGUGUGUCGUAUUAAAUUACCGUGGAGUAAAAACGAAAAAAAAAAAAAAGUGAAUUUUAUAUUUAUUUAUCGGGAAAGAAAAAAAAAAAAAAAAAAACAACGAGGCAACAAAAUAAAUACAUCAGGGUUUGAUAUAUCAAGUUCAUAAUAAAGUCAAUUUUAUUUGAAAAUAAAGAAAAAAAAUAAAAAUAUCAAAGACGCUUCUUCAUAACGGACAUCACGUACCAAGUGUAUGUGUGGUGGUACCAAGUGGUGGUGUUGUUGUAAUUGUGAUUAGUGGUAAUUUCGUUUUAAACUUGAGAAAUUUUUGUGUUGGAUUAUAAAUAUUAAAAAUGAAGUGGUCACCACCUGGUCCACCUUUUUGCGAACAAGUUAAAAGUGUAACUUGUGUAUUUACUGGAUGGAAUACAUGUGAAAAAACAAUUGUAUUAUAUGCAUUAUUGAGAAUGAUACCACCAGUACAAGCUAAAUUUUUAUCACAAGCAUUACAACAUUCAUUGCAGUCGAAUGAUUCAUUAGAUGAUACAGAAACAAAUGCAAAUAGUCCAGUAUUUAUAAAAAGAUUAUUAAAAUCAGAAACAACUGAAGUUGCAAUUAAUCAAUUAUUAUCACAUUUACCACUUCUUCGUCCUGGUAAUGUUGAUUGUAAAGAGUGUUAUUUGAUGGCAAUACCAGAACUUGUUAGUACAUGUGUUGCAACUGGUAAAUAUACUGAACAAAUACAACAAUUAUUGAGUUAUACACUUAUACAUCCAGCAAUUGCUAGUCAAGAUCGUCGUGCAUUAACACAAUGGUUACGUCAAAUUGAAGAAAGAAUAACUGGUACACCAAUUGAUGAAUUUACAAGACCAUUACCAACAAGAUGGGAUUACAUAUGCCAAGGAAAAACAAAUAAACAUCAACCACAACAAGCACAGCAACAGCAACAGCAGCAACAACAACAGCAGCAACAACAAGGAAAAAUUAAUAAUUCAUACAAUUUACAUUCUGGUAAUACAUUUAUUGUUCAAUAUCCAUUACCUGUUGGUCGUCAAAGACGAUCAAACAGUUUGACACCACCUAUUGCACCUUCACAUCAUCAUGAGAUUGCUGAGAGAAGUAAUAAUUUAAAUAAUACAACACGUCAAAAGCCAAGAAGCUACAGUGUUUCAGUCGACAAUCAAUGUGUAAUUAGUUUGGGUCGUCAAAGUCCACCAAGUUCUUGUGCAAGUAGUGGUAGUGAAGGUCGUCUUGAUGUUCCAUCAAAUCAAAAAUUUACAAGUAACAUUGGAAAUAUGCUUGUGUGGCUUAAAAGUUUACGUCUUCAUAAAUACAGUUAUUUAUUUACAACAAUGUGUUAUGAAGAUAUGUUAAAUUUAACAGAAGAUCAAUUAGCAGAUAAAGGUGUUACACAAGGUGCAAGACAUAAAUUGGCAUUAUCAAUACAAAAACUUCAUGAACGUUAUUCAACACUACUUAAUCUUGAUAAAAAAUUAGAUGAAAAAUUAAUUGAUGAAUCUGAUUUUCUUGGUUUAAAUCAAGAAGCAGUUACAUUGUAUUGUAACAUUGUAGAAGAAUUAAAUUCAAUUCUUUUAACACCAAUUUAUCGUAGUAAAGAUGAUGAUACAUCAGAUCGUCCUGAGCAUGAUAUACCAUUACAAUUUAUUCAAGUACUUUGUAAAUUAUGUAGUAAAUUAUCACCAGAUACAUCAGAUGAACAACUUCUAUGUGGUUGUUUUAAUAUUUUGGAAAAAGUAUUGCAACAUGAAUGCUUUACAUCUGAACAAAAAGAAUUGAUUAAACCAUGGCACAGUCGUCUUGGAACUCCACGUGUUAUGCAAAAAAUGCAACAUGGAAACUUUAGUUAUGUUAGAAGAUACAAUCCACCAGCUCACAGUAGAAAAUCAAACUCUCACAUGAAUAUUGGUCUUCUUCAUAAUAAUCAUCAACAACAGAAUAAUCUCAUGAUGAAUCAUCAAAAUUUUAUGCAACAGUAUGGACACAAUAAUCAUGUACAUGGAAUUUCUCAGAGUAUCAUCAAUGCCAAUUACAGCACAGCCAAACGAUCAAGUCUUCAAGAAAACAGAAUUGAACAUCAACAAAGGCCACUUCAACGUACAAACAGUGCACCACGUGAUCAUUUUCUCAGUCAAUCAAGUGGAUCUCCAUCAAUGGAUCAAACUGAUCCAGAAAUAAAUUUACGCUUGGAAUCAUUAUGUCUGAGGAUGACAGAACAAGCUAUUGGUGGUUUUGGUGAGAUAUAAGUUUUAAAAUUAUUUUCAAAUAAAAUCAUUGAAUGUCUUAAAUUGACAAAAGCCUUCACCAAAUUGCCACAUUCAUUAAUUAACGACAUUUUUAAAUGGCAAAUCAAUCACUACAAAGCAAAACAAAAAAAACAUUUUUUACAAACUACAUAAAUCAACAAAACAAAAUCUCAAUGACAAAAGUAGAGAAAGUAAAAAAAUUUUAAUAAUUAUUAUCUAAUGUUUGUUUGUCUCGAUAUAAUUUUUAGUUAAUUGUCUAUCACUUAUUUCUUUACUUUAUAUUUUUUUUAAAAAACUAAAUCUUUUUGCAAUUGUAAUUAACAUAAUUUAUAAACUGACACAUUUGGCAUGCCAAAUGUUUUAAAGUAGAAAGAUAGAUUCUUUCUUUUUUAUAAUUAAAAAAACACAACUUCAAUAUCGAAGAAAUAUUAUAUUCAUACAUAAUUAUAUAUAUUUAUAUAUAUAUAAAUUAUAAAUUUAAAAGGUUAUUAACUCUAAACGUAAAUAAACAAAAAAAAAAUAAUUUUUUUUAAAUACUAAAAAAUAGAUAUAAUUAUUACUAAUAGAAAAAUGAUAAAAAAAAAAAAGUAAAAAACGAAAAAAAAAACAACAAAAAAAGGUAAAAUAAUAAUGAAAGAAGAAAAUGAUAAAAAAAAAAAAAAAAAAAAUUGAUAGAAAACUAAGGCAAAAGUUGCGCGCGAUAUUGCAAUAUUGUUUUAUGUUAUCCAUUUCGGGAAGUGGAAUUCUUCUGAUUUAAAAAAAUAAAAAAAAAAAAAUGUUUUUACAAAAAAAAAAAAUAAAUAAAUAAACUUGAAUGACGUAUGUAUGUGUGUAUUUUUUUUCUGCAGUGCAACGAUAGAAUAAAUGGAUAAUAAGAAAAUAUCGUGUACGUAGUUAUUGUUUAAUUUUAAAAAGUAAAUUUGACUGAUUUUUCAAUUUUAAAAUUCCGUUUGUGAAUACAUUUUUAAUUUGUAUGACACGUUGAACGGUUUAAAAAAAGGCAAAAAAAUAAAUAAUAAUAAUUUACAUAUUAUUAACAAUUUAGAAUUAAGUAUACAUAUAAUUAUUUGAAUGAAAAUUAAUUGGUUAAGGGGCUUUUAAUGCGAGACUUAAUAUAAAUUUCAGUAAUGAUUUUUUUUUAAUUUUUAACAAUUUUUGUUUGUUUAAUUUUUGUCGAAUGAAUUAAUGAUAAAUAUAUAUAUAUUUAUAAAUUGAUAUAGCUUGAUAACACAAUCAUCACUAUGAUAAAUUUUAAUUAAAUUAAUUUGACGAUAUAUUUUAUAUCAAAUAAAGAAUAAUUCUUUAUUUUAACGCUCUUAAAUCAACAAGCGGUAAUCAAUCAAUAUUUUUUUUAUAAUAUAGUUGAUGGUUAGACACAGUCACCCGAAAUUAUUUUCGAAAAUUAUAAGUAUAAAUACUCGAUUAUAUAAAUCAUUUUUAAAAAUUAUUGUAAUGCUUUUAACAUCGAAAUUUUGUGGCUUUAGAUCAUAAGCGUGCGUUGUAAAAAAAAAAACAUUUUAAAAAAAUAUUAUUAUUACGUAUGACAACUAAUGCGAUCCCUUAACAUUAUUUUUUGUGCAAAAAUGAAAUUAAAAUCUAUCGUAUAAUGUUAAACUAAAAUGAUAGAUAAAAAAAAAAACAAUGAAAGACUGACAAUUUCACGUGCCAAUGUAGCCAAGAAAAAAAAAAAUAAAAAAAGAGUUAUAAUUAUUUGAAUCAAUUUUAUAGAAUUAAAAUUGAAUUCAUUAUAUUUUUUUUUUUUUCGUUUUCGUUUUCGUUCAUCAAAAUGAGCAAAUUGUGACUUCUACUUUUGGCACGUGAAUGAAACAAUUGGAAGACUGCGGAAAGGAUAAAUAAAACCUGUCAAAAUAGUAAUGAUUAGACGAAAGGUAUUUAAAAAAAUUUAAAAAAUACAAAAAAAAAAUUUUAAAAAAAUUUAAAAAACAAAAAAAAAAUGAUAGAGAGUGCUAGUUUAGUAAUUUAGAUUUAUUAUUCUGAAUAGAAUCAUACUAUUAAAUUUAGAAAAAAAAUGAUAAGCUACUGGUGAUUGCUUGAAAAAAAAAUAAAAAAAUAAAAAAAAUAAACCAAGCAAUUAUAAUAUUCAUGGAUUGAAAUAAAAUAAUUUUUAAAAAAUGUUGCUUUGUGGUGCGACGUAUGUAAG